Messenger RNA from Nematocida parisii ERTm1, 2332 nucleotides. RefSeq lists its product as uncharacterized. Lineage: Eukaryota; Fungi; Microsporidia. The transcript has a single exon. The record is from RefSeq and is a predicted model, not a curated record. The coding region runs from base 1 to 2268 and encodes 755 amino acids.
AUGUACUUUAGAUACUGUCUAGUGUUAUUAUACAUAACAAAUAUAAAAGCAAGAAUGGUAUGGAAAGAUGUAAAAGAAUUUAAAGGAAUUGCUGUUGGAUCAUAUAAAGGUGUGAAUAGAAUGGUAUCUCCACAUAACUCUUCGCAUCCUACAAACUCAUAUGCCAUUAGCAAGAUUGGUGAAAUAUAUAACCUAAGCAGAUUUGGUUGUCAAGUAGAGAUGAAAUAUAAAAUGGAAGUUACAGCUAGUGAAUCUGGCAAUAAUGUCUAUAAAUGCAGUAAAACAACUGAUAAGAAUGGCAUUCGUGGUUUAGAAAAUAACCAACCUCCCUUUCCAAAUAUAUAUUUGAAUUUUUAUAGGUGUUUAAUUGACAUGUUUCCUACAGUGGAUGGAAGAGCAACAAUUGAUUCAGAAGAAAAAUAUUCAUUUUUAGCUUUUCUUAAUAAUAUUCCAGAGAAAAAAGACAGGCUGAGACUGCUUGCUUCUUUGUUUUUACUUUCUAAGGGGGUAGAUGUUUCUUUAGAAAUAAAAACAGAUGAAGCUAAACAUGACGUGCUUGUUCUUAAAACAUUUGAAUAUGGCACUAAGAAUUACUUUAGUACCGAAUUGAAGCUAGGAAAAAAAAUUUACGUGGCCAAAAUGGAUGAAAAUGAACCAUGCUUGAUAGAUUAUAAACAUUAUUACAUGCAAACUAAAAAUAUAGUUGAUUUCUAUAAAGAAGUUAAAGAUAAAGAAUUAGAAAAUAGAUUCAAUCCUAUUACCGAUUUCAAUACUGCACGUGCUGUACGUAUGGCUAAAUUACUUAUACAAACAUAUAUAUUUGAGUAUAUAUCCAGUAAAGAAGAUAUGGAAGAAUAUCAUAUAACAACAUUUAAUAUACUAAAAGGUCAUGUUGAAGCAAUAAAAAAACAAGGAUACUUAACUACUACAGACAAGGCCGCUAUAGGUGUUUUUAAUAAUAUAUUCUGUCCUAUAGAUGAAGAAUUGUUAAAUAUAGAAGCAGGAAUCAUUAAAAAUAUAGAAAGUACUAAUAAUUAUGUGAGUGAAUAUGUGUUUAUUCCCUUUCAUAGAGAACUAUCCAUGCCAGAUAUUUUACGUACUUGCUAUAAAAAUAAUGAAUUGUCCCCAACUGGCAUGGCUUCUAGUUCUAGGAAUACAUCCAACCCAUCCAUGCAUUUCUCUCCUACUAACCUAGAAUAUCUUUCUGGUUUAGAAAAGUUUACUAUUGGGACAGAAACUAGCAUACUUACUCUACUUUGCUGUUGCUUCUAUAACAGCACAGAUAUGGAGUACACUCUUAAAACAAUUGAAAAUUCUCCCGUAGAAUUAAAGCAGUUCUUUACUAAGUACAGAGACCUAUUUGACACAGAAGAUUUAAGUGUUCACUAUGACUGGUAUAAGUUAAUUAAUACUUUGACACAUAAGAAUUCGUCAAAUUCUAGCCUUACCCACCAGCAUUGUAAUGGAGGCUUGCUAAGCAUGCUUUCUAUUAUUUUAGACAUAACUAAUAUGUCUAAAGAUAUAAAGAAAGAAUUAAAUAAGCUUAUUAAAAAAGUAAGAAAAGGAAAAAAUUUAAGCUCAAAACUGACGAAGGAUACUAAUAAUUUAGUUAAUAAAAUAUUGAUCUUGCUUUCAUUCAAUAAAAGAAUGAAAGUAUCGGCAGACACAGAUCUUAGAAUAGGCACACUUAAAAACCAUAAAUCUGAUAUAUUUGGGAAAUUGCAUAUAAGCAUCUACACUACUACUUCAAUUGUGAGAAAAUUAACUAUCAAUUUUAAUUUUGAUAAAACAACUGCUGAAUAUGUGGGUAUGCAUAUAUCUAAAGAAGACCCUGUGAUAAUGCAACCUGCUGCCAUCAAUUUAAAUGCAAGUCAACAGUACAUUAUAUACAAAAUAGAUAGAUUAAAUAUGAUAUAUAAAGAGAAACCGUCGCACCAUAUUACAUUUUUUAAUUCUAAUCUAUGUAGGGUUAAAGAAUUAAAUCUAAAUCAUCUAUUUACAUUCGGAAGAAUUAUAUAUACAUCCGAUAAAAAGCAGAUAGUAAAAUGUAUCUCGUCAUUUGAUUAUAAUAAUGGUGAUAGAAAUAACUAUUUCAUUGGUAGAAAUGCUAUUAUUAAUAUUGUAGGAAGUAUGAUAAAUUUCAAAACAAGCGCAAUAGAUAAAGUAUUUUGUGCUAUUGCUUCUGAUUGGGGGAUUGACUGCUUUAAUGAUAAUAUAAUAAUGGAUGAAAAAGUUUAUUCAAAAUUAAAACCUGGUACUAGAUUGUGAUGUUGAUUCAGAUAAAGAUUUAGAUAAAGGAGCAGAUGAUGAUUCUGAUAAUUCGGGUUAUUCA